Messenger RNA from Oncorhynchus masou masou (cherry salmon), 2122 nucleotides. Its product is annotated as tetraspanin-7-like. Gene Ontology annotation, cellular component: plasma membrane. Lineage: Eukaryota; Metazoa; Chordata; Actinopteri; Salmoniformes; Salmonidae. The coding region runs from base 192 to 1031 and encodes 279 amino acids. The transcript has 9 exons. The record is from RefSeq and is a predicted model, not a curated record.
CAGAGGGGAUAAUCGAGCUGUGUUAUUUUCUCGGGUAUUUGUUCCUAACCACAGACCAGGUCUAGGAACAGAUUAUCAAAACAAAUCGUACCUAAUAUUCCGGAGAAAUAAUUUCUGAGCCUGUAUCAGUGGUUAGGGGGGCAAUCAAAUUCUACUUAUGGAGCAAAAAUAUAUUGGCCGUUGCGCUGUGAAUGUCUGUGGUGCAGCAGCCGAAAGACCUCCAGCGGAGAGUCGCGGUAGCGCAACGCUUGCAGAAACAGUCCUUUCAGUUUACUGUUGUAUGGGCAUUGGGCAGAAUGGAGACCAAACCAGUGAUAACCUUUCUCAAAACCCUCCUCAUCGUUUACUCCUUCGUGUUUUGGAUCACAGGAGCGAUCCUCUUGGCAGUGGGAGUAUGGGGGAAGUUUAUGAUCGGCCCGUAUAUCUCUCUGAUAGCUGAGAACACCACCAACGCUCCGUAUGUCCUCAUCGGCACUGGGACUGUCAUCAUCGUCUUUGGCCUGUUCGGAUGCUUCGCCACCUGCAGGGGGAGCCCAUGGAUGCUCAAACUGUAUGUAAUGUUCUUGUCCCUGGUGUUCCUAGCUGAGUUGGUGGCUGGGAUCUCUGGCUUUGUUUUUCGUCAUGAGAUAAAAGGUACCUUCCUGAGGACGUAUACUGACGCCGUGUUGAAUUAUGAUGCUGAGGAUGAGAAGAGCCUGGCUGUGGACAACGUCCAAAGCAGCCUGCAUUGCUGUGGGGUGAACAACUACACCAGCUGGUUGGGCAGUGUGUACUACCCUGCUAACGGUUUUCCCCUGAGCUGCUGCUCCAACUCCUCUGACUGCAGCCCUCAGGACCUCCGCAACACCACCAUAAACCACACCAAGGUCUACCAGCAGGGCUGUUAUGAACUGGUAACCUCCUUCCUUGAGACCAACAUGGCCAUCAUCGCGGGAGUAACAUUUGGAAUUGCCUUCUCACAAUUGAUUGGCAUGUUGCUGGCCUGCUGUCUGUCCAGGAUCAUUACUGCUAAUCAGUAUGAGAUGGUGUAGCAGGGAGAGCAGGGAGAUGAAGAGGAGAGGGAGAACAGCACCUUGAGGUACCAUUCCUUAACUUGAUACUGUGCCAUGAAGACUUUCGCACAGUACCUUCAACUCCACUGAGGGACUCAGGCUGCAGUUGGAAGUUUCUAGUAAGCACUUAUGUAAAAAUCAGCUUACCCUCCCCAAUGCAACACUGACCUUGGUUAAGCAUCUAUGGGCAACUUAAUCCUGCUCCAUAUUACAAGUUUAGCCAUCUCUAACACUUUGGGUAGAAGUUGUCCUUAGGGACAUAUCUAGGAACAGGUAACAUGAAGCCUUGAUGCUAAACUUAACUAUUAGGGUGAUGAAUGGAUAUCUGACCCUGCAUCAGUGCUUAGCGCCAACAUCAUCCUGCCCCUUAGCAGUCUUUGUCUCACUGUCCUCUCACAGCACCCCCUUGUGGUCUGGCAUGCUCCAUACAGGGCCUAGCAUUUAAAAAGCAAUGCACAGAUUUGUAUGAAAUGAUUAACCCAUAUUUAAAGAUAUACAGUAGCCAGCAUACACUGUAUUUUCAUAAUGUUUUUGAUCACCGCUGUAAAUACCCAAGCUACACACAUAUAGAGAAGAUAUGUUGAUAUAACAUUGUAAGAGCAUUUAGAGCUAACUUUUAGCCUUUCAUUUGCAUCCCUGCUUCAUGGAUGAUAUCUCAGACUUUUGUGUCCAUAUAUAUGAUGUUAGCUUACAAUGAACUAGCUGUGUAAUCAAUUUGGUCUCUGGAUGUGUAGAUGUCUUAAUAAUUAAUAAUUUAUUAUUAUAACAAUUAAUGAAGUGUGUGUCAAGUUUGGUUCGGAACACUGAGCUGUUCCGAUUUAAUAUAUGUGAGCGUAGGUUAUUUUAAUAUAUAUGAGCCCCGAAUUUUGACGGAUAAAUAUAUUCUUUAUUGAUUUGAUGGAUGUUAUGUGUUUUUGUGGCACAUGUUGAGAUGUAUAGGCUUAUGUUUAUUUCAUGUUGUUUUAAUAGUAUGUCUGCCUUUCUGUCUGCACACUUACGAGUGAGAAAGAGUUGAGGUGGUUACAAGUGGGUAGAGUCGUCUACUGGAAUUGGGUGGGAAUAGGGUGGGA